AUGGAGGGCGACGUGACGGACAAGCAGGAGGACAGUGCCUCCGUCUGCGAGUUCGACCCCAUCACGGGCAACAUCCCCGCGACCAAAGUGGAGAUCACCGUGUCUUGCAGGGACCUGUUAGAUCGAGACACAUUCUCCAAGUCAGACCCAAUGUGUGUCCUUUAUACACAAGGAGUAGAGUGCCAACAGUGGAGAGAGUUUGGCAGAACAGAAGUCAUUGACAACACGCUGAACCCCGACUUUGUCAGGAAGUACAUCCUGGACUACUUCUUUGAGGAGAAGCAGAAUCUGCGUUUUGACAUAUAUGACAUCGACUCGAAAAGCCCCGACCUGUCCAAGCAUCCGACCGAUUUCAACGACUUCCUGGGUCAGGCCUUCUGCACGUUGGGCGAGAUCGUGGGCUCGCCGGCCAGUCGCCUGGAAAAGCCUUUGGGGGGGAUUCCUGGGAAGUCGUGUGGCACCAUCAUUCUAACUGCUGAGGAACUUGGGAACUGCAGAGACUGUGCCACUAUGCAGUUCUGCGCCCACAAACUCGAUAAGAAGGAUUUCUUUGGCAGGUCCGACCCCUUCAUGGUCUUCUACAGGAGUAAUGAGGACGGAACGUUUACUAUCUGUCACAAGACAGAAGUGGUGAAGAACACGCUUAAUCCAGUGUGGCAGCCCUUUUCCAUUCCCGUCAGAGCACUCUGCAAUGGAGAUUAUGACAGGACGAUCAAGGUGGAGGUCUACGACUGGGACAGAGAUGGCAGCCACGACUUCAUUGGAGAGUUCACCACUAGCUUCAGGGAGCUCUCGCGGGGACAGAGCCAGUUCAACGUCUAUGAGGUGGUCAACGCCAAGAAGAAACUCAAGAAGCGACGCUACAUCAACUCAGGGACGGUGACUUUGCUGGCCUUCUCCGUGGAGUCGGAGCAUACGUUCCUGGACUACAUCAAAGCGGGAACGCAGAUCCAUUUUACAGUGGCUAUUGAUUUCACUGCUUCCAACGGGAACCCGUCCCAGUCCACGUCCUUGCACUACAUGAACCCGUACCAGAUGAAUGCCUAUGCCAUGGCCCUGAAGGCGGUGGGGGAGAUCAUCCAGGACUACGACAGCGAUAAGAUGUUCCCUGCCCUGGGCUUCGGGGCCAAGCUGCCCCCCGACGGCAGAGUCUCGCACGAGUUCCCACUGAAUGGCAAUGUGGACAACCCGUACUGUAAUGGGAUGGAGGGCAUCCUGGAAGCCUACCACCAGAGCCUGAAGACAGUACAGCUGUAUGGCCCCACCAACUUCGCUCCCAUUAUCAACCACGUUGCACAGUAUGCGGCGGCUGUCCAGGACGGUUCUCAGUACUUUGUCCUGCUCAUCAUCACAGACGGGGUCAUAUCCGACAUGGCCCAGACCAAAGAGGCCAUUGUUAAUGGUGCCAAACUUCCCAUGUCCAUUAUCAUUGUUGGAGUUGGCCAGGCUGAAUUUGACGCCAUGGUGGAACUGGACGGCGAUGACAUCCGAAUCUCAUCAAGAGGGAAGCUGGCGGAAAGAGACAUUGUUCAGUUUGUGCCAUUCAGAGACUACAUGGACCGCACGGGUAACCACGUGCUGAGCAUGGCUCGCUUGGCCAAGGACGUGCUGGCCGAGAUCCCAGACCAGCUCAUCUCCUACAUGAAGUCCAAGGGCAUCAAGCCGCACCACACACCCACAGACUGCUCGCCCUCCGCCCCCUCCUCGCCUGUGGCCGUAUGA
This is a messenger RNA of Engraulis encrasicolus (European anchovy), 1722 nucleotides long. RefSeq names its product copine-5-like. The transcript has 21 exons. Gene Ontology annotation, cellular component: plasma membrane. Lineage: Eukaryota; Metazoa; Chordata; Actinopteri; Clupeiformes; Engraulidae. The coding region runs from base 1 to 1722 and encodes 573 amino acids. The record is from RefSeq and is a predicted model, not a curated record. Gene Ontology annotation, molecular function: calcium-dependent phospholipid binding. Gene Ontology annotation, biological process: cellular response to calcium ion.